UCGGUGCCCACUCGCUCGGCACUGCCGCGGCAACCAGCACAUCUCGGCGCUUCCUCUGCGGCAGCCUCACCUCGCGCAUUGCCGCAGCGCACGCCCGGGUGGCUGUUCGCUGCUUGCCGCGGCUGGCGCCGCCCUCGCAGGCUGCAGCCUGUGCCCGGCUGCCGGCCGGCCUGCCCUGCUGCGGGCGCUGGGGCGCGCGGUGCUCCAAACCGGUGUGCCGGGCGGCAUGGGAUAAGACGCGGCCAUGGUACGCCGAGAUCGCCUCCGCAGGAUGAGGGAGUGGUGGGUUCAGGUGGGGCUCUUGGCUGUGCCCCUGCUGGCGGCCUAUCUGCAUAUCCCCCCUCCCCAGCUUUCUCCUGCUCUUCACUCGUGGAAGUCGUCAGGCAAAUUUUUCACCUACAAGGGACUGCGCAUCUUCUACCAAGACUCUGUGGGUGUGGUUGGAAGUCCCGAGAUCGUGGUGCUUCUGCAUGGUUUUCCGACAUCCAGCUAUGAUUGGUACAAGAUUUGGGAAGGUCUGACCCUGAGGUUUCAUCGAGUGAUCGCCCUUGAUUUCUUGGGCUUUGGCUUCAGUGACAAACCAAGGCCGCACCACUACUCCAUCUUCGAGCAGGCCAGCAUUGUGGAGGCACUUUUGCGGCACCUGGGGCUCCAGAACCGCCGGAUCAACCUUUUGUCUCACGAUUACGGAGAUAUCGUUGCUCAGGAGCUGCUCUAUAGGUUCAAGCAGAAUCGAUCUGGUCGGCUUACCAUAAAGAGUCUCUGUCUGUCAAAUGGAGGUAUAUUUCCUGAGACUCACCGUCCUCUCCUUCUCCAAAAGCUUCUCAAAGAUGGAGGCAUGUUGUCACCCAUCCUCACGCGAUUGAUGAACUUUUUUGUAUUCUCCCGGGGUCUCACCCCAGUCUUUGGGCCCUACACCCGCCCCUCUGAGAGUGAGCUGUGGGACAUGUGGGCAGGGAUUCGCAACAACGAUGGGAACUUAGUCAUCGACAGUCUCUUACAGUACAUCAACCAGAGGAAGAAGUUUAGAAGACGCUGGGUGGGAGCUCUUGCUUCUGUAACUAUUCCCAUUCAUUUUAUCUAUGGGCCACUGGAUCCCGUCAAUCCCUAUCCAGAGUUUCUGGAGCUGUACAGGAAAACGCUGCCGCGGUCCACAGUGUCGAUUCUGGAUGACCACAUUAGCCACUACCCACAGCUAGAGGAUCCCAUGGGCUUCUUGAAUGCAUACAUGGGCUUCAUCAACUCCUUCUGAGCUGGAAAGAGUAGCUUCCCUGUAUUACCUCCCCUAUUCCCUUAUCUGUUGUGUAUUCCACUUAGGAAGAAAUGCCCAAAAGAGGUCCUGGCCACCAAACACUAUUCUCUCACAAAAGCCCACCUGACUCACACUGGUGAUCAGCAUAUAGUAAAAAGCCCGCAGAAGCUCCGGCUAAGGAUGGCCCUAACAGUCCACCUUCCAUUCUUUUCACAUCUGAGUGAGUGUACGGACUUGCCUUUGCGCUAUUAGGAAUUUCUUAAAAGUCUUUUUAACACUUCUAUGGACUUUUCUGAAAUAUCUAGAAAUGCUCAUUCCUGGCCCAUCCUUGACUGGAGUCCUAUAGUAAAGAAUGAGGAGAGGGUGUCUCCUUGCCUGUGCUUGAAUGGCUUUAAGGGCACAUGCGUUUUUAAGUAAGUUCUCUAAGCAACACAGCUUCAAGUGAGAGUGAGUCCCCCUUGUCAUAACUUGGGAUUUCGUUUCAUCGGCUGCUUUUAAUUAUAAACAUUUUGUUAAAAUAGGUUUUGGUUUGAAUAAUGCAGUAUUCUAAGUAUACUUUAUGAUUCACCUACACGUAUUAUAUGUAUUUUAUAAUGAUACUAAACCAGCAGAUACUCUGGCAGAGUAGUGAACUUUAUUAAACAGGUUUAAUUUCUGAUUACGUUGAAUUAAAUCCAGACUAUUUACAGAAGUUCCUACAAUUACAGGAUGCUAAGGACCAGUAGCAUCCGUGCCAGAGAUUUACUGUUAUCAGCUAAUUCUAACAGCGAGUAACAGUCUGACUCUUCAUACCUCAGUGCUUCGAGGCAUGUCCCUCCCGAGCUGGAGGGGAGGGGAUCGUUGUAUAGUCCCGGUCACCGUACCGAAUGUACAGAGAUUCCAUUUCUGACAACUGCUUAACUUCUCACUGGUUGUCUCAGAGAGACUUCCUCUUGGAGCUCAGUCAUUCCUGUACUUUAGAGACAGGAAAGUUCCAGAAACUUUAAGAACAAAUUCUGAAAGACCUAUGAGCAAAUGGUGCUGAAAUUUUUUCUAAGCCACAGCUUCACUGUCUUAGUUGAAACAGGAGGAUUAAGUGAUUAUUUUAAAUUUUUUUUUUAUUAGCAACUUCAAGUAUAACAACUGAAACUGGAAUGUUUAUUUUCUAUUAAUAAAAAUGAAUUUUGACAAAAGUGGACUCCGGCUUCCCCUCCCCCACCACCCCUCUGGGAUAAAAGCUUUCCAACAUUGUCAGGAGCUUUCAGACACACAUUAAAGAAUAUAAUGAGGUUAAGCAGCUGGGGUAUAGGAUAGUAUUUGAUUUGCAAGAUCACCCAAAGCUGUACUAUCAUACCAAAGCUGACCAAGUGUAAUUAAAAAAAAAAAAUUUUACAUGCACAAGGACAGAUAUUUGCUUGAUCUGCUGGCUCAGGGCCAAAUAUUUAAUUUGCUUCUCCAAAGACAUUAAUCUUUAAAAGUAUGAUUCUGGGAAAUUCAUGCCACUAGCCUAAAAGCCCACUGACCGUGAAGUGUGCAUUGACUUCAUCUCGCCCAGUAAAAAUUUAUCCAACAGAAGCUAAGAUAACAUCUACAGGUGUUCCCUCUUUGCUUCUGACAGUCACCUGCAUGGUCACUCCAUCUGCUAAGGCCAGCCUGGACCUCACCAAUAAGUCAUAGCCACCUCUGUAUACACCUGAGAGAAAAAAGCAAGGAAAACUAGAUUAAGAACUUAAAACAAGCUCUGAAUAAUGAAAUAUAUCAUGCUCUGCCUGCAUUUCCUUUCUAUUAUUUUAGUUUAGCUUUUCUAGAGAUCUGUGUUUAUGGCGAGAAUUGAAUCCUGUGUACAAAUUUUAAGUAAUCUUUUAUAUUCCCAUGAUACCAGGCACAUAGAAGGUAUUCAGUAGUACUGAUCUGGAGUACUCAGAGGUGGGGAAUUGGUGGCAUUGUAUCUGUGGGAGAGAUUGAAGGGUUUUAGGCCAAAUUUACCUCUUCAAAGAACAGCCUAAGGACAGCCUGCAAAUAAUUAAACAGCUAAGACAAAUUAUUCACAUUGACAGGGCUGCAAACUGUAACCCCUAUGAUGGGAUAACGGGAUGGCAGCAGGGCCUGUGCACAUUCCUUACUACUUUGCAACCAAAGGGGGGAAUCGAAGGGAAGUUUCUUACCGGCCAGAUAGAGAGAAUGGGAAUUCUUAUUCUCAGGUACUUUGUCCGACCUCUCACAUGGCUGCAUGCCCAGAAAUGUGAUGAUGUUGUUGACAGCUUCUGUGUUGAGAAGACACGUGCAAUGGUAUCAGGAAAGCUCAGCCUAGGGGUCUGCCUCUGUCCCAGUAGGUGCUGAGGAGGGCAGCCACCAGCCUAGAACCUGGUUGACUCAAUUAGAUGAUGAAGACAGGAUCCUGGCCUUUUCAGCAAAAUGGUUUAUGAAAUAUUUAGAGAAAGGAGAGACUCUGAAAUAAUAAAUAUGCCCGUUAGAUUUUAUCCUACAAUACACCAGUAGCAAAAUCGUUCUCACCUUCGAGAGUUUUGGUAGAACUGAGGGCAAAGGUCUCCUCUUUCUCAAAGGUGUCUCCCACCUCUUCCCAGGCAGCAGCAAAAUUAGGCUUCAGUACUUUCUGAAUGUGGUCUGACACAGUCACCUCAAGAUCUUCCAGCUAGCAGAUAACAAGCAGGAGUCAGUAAAGGAAAGUCCUUCAGUACACCACAAGGACAGAAGGGAACCGUUAGAAUGGUUUUAUCAUUCGGUGCAGGAGCCUAGGAAAAACUUUACCACCAAAAUAGUUUAAGUUCUGUGGUCUACAUAAAUCUAACGAUGUAGGCGUUAGCAAAGGAAAGUAAGAAAACAGGACAUCUGGCAAGAGCUAUAUUCGGAUCAACACCUCUAACCCUGGGGUAUAAAGUAGUCAUGCUGCCAUACCUAACCUUCGAGAUCAGGCCAGACAGGGCCUUCCAAACUUCACAUGCACUAACAGCCUGAUACUUGUUACACUUACUUUGCCCUACAUUCUGUAAGGCUUUUCAGUCCAUGAUGUGGCUACAUUAGAAGCAAACUAAACGUACUAAACAAUAACAGAAAAAACCCAAUACUUCAAAUAAAACUCAUUGAUCUCCAUGAAAAUCA
Ailuropoda melanoleuca (giant panda) is the source of this 4351-nucleotide messenger RNA. RefSeq names its product mesoderm specific transcript (gene MEST). The record is from RefSeq and is a predicted model, not a curated record. Gene Ontology annotation, molecular function: monoacylglycerol lipase activity. The transcript has 12 exons. Gene Ontology annotation, biological process: acylglycerol catabolic process. NCBI's taxonomy places the organism in Eukaryota, Metazoa, Chordata, Mammalia, Carnivora, Ursidae. Gene Ontology annotation, cellular component: membrane. The coding region runs from base 245 to 1252 and encodes 335 amino acids.